UUGAGGAACAAAGUUUGUUUAAAUGUUUACCAAAGUCUAUCUGCUGUCCGUGCUGUGCCUGAGUCUCAGUGAUCUACCUCAACCAGCAUGGACUCGCUCUGUCUCCGUUUCACUAAACAUGUCGUUGACUCGCAACGAAGUUGAAGAUCAAAAUACGACGAGGCCAACGGUAUCGCCGAAGAUCACGCAGGAUUUGCUGCAAUCGUGCAUGAGGGAGACGGAGAUAUCGAUGUCGCAGCUGAAGCUCUUUCGUCUCAGUCUGCUCUUUAAUGAGAACAGCAACAGUGAGACAGAGCUGGGCUUGGGCAAUGCCAAUGUCGAUGAUGAUAUGAAGAAUGCCAACAAUUUGGGGGAUGUGGAUUAUGAUAACGCUGUACAACUUCCCAGCUUGGAUCUUAAGCGGAAUGAGCCACUACAAUGUUUUGUACGCUGUCUGUAUGAUGGCUUGGGUCUGAUUCACUACGAUAUGAUGUUGGAGGAGGCAAUUAAAAUCGAGGUGCAGAGUUUGUUGCAGCGCCAAAAGUCCGAGCAGAAGGAGUGCAAGGAUAUCAACAGCAAGAAUCGUUGUGAGGCUGCUUAUAAGCUGCGUCUGUGCUACAAUCAUCUCAAGAAUCUGGAGGCCGAGCAGCGUCUAAGAGAGGUGCUCGAACGCAGCGAAACUGGCAGUGAUUCCAUCAUGCCCGAGACUGAGGAGAACGAGAUCACCAAAGAUAUGUAGCCGCUCGAAGAGCCAGCAACAACAACAGAUUAGUUUUCUGUAUAGGUCGAAUCAAUAUAAUCAAUUUACAUGUUUACUAUAUAUAUAUAAAUAUAUUUGGAAUAGUAAGGUAAAAGCUACAUUGAAAUAAUAAACUGUAAGUAGCACAUUUUAAGGCUGCGCAAGGCAUUAAAAUAACUUAAAAAGCUUACUGCAUACUU
Molecule: messenger RNA, 918 nt
Organism: Drosophila innubila
Lineage: Eukaryota; Metazoa; Arthropoda; Insecta; Diptera; Drosophilidae
Gene: Obp56c
Exons: 2
Coding region: 23-718 (231 amino acids)
Biological process (GO): sensory perception of smell
Molecular function (GO): odorant binding
Source: RefSeq, a predicted model, not a curated record